Molecule: messenger RNA, 1528 nt
Organism: Marasmius oreades (fairy-ring Marasmius)
Lineage: Eukaryota; Fungi; Basidiomycota; Agaricomycetes; Agaricales; Marasmiaceae
Exons: 7
Coding region: 348-1400 (350 amino acids)
Source: RefSeq, a predicted model, not a curated record
GUGGUAGCAUGCUCUCUUUUCUUCCCCCAUCUCAGUCCCAGCAAGCCUUCGUUACUUUCCAAUAACCGGACGGAACUUCGAGCGGGAAUCCUUCUAUGUCCAGUCUCACGGUUUGAUACAUGGGAUAUCACCGCAAACACGCUCAGGUGUUGUGGCAUCUGAACUCUGGUACUUGGCUUAACUCCGAGUUCAAUUCAUCGCAAUCGUCUUCCAAAUGAAGCGUCACCUCCUUGUUUACGCCUCGCGGACUCUCGGGCCUGCAGUAUGGAAGCCCGGUAUACUUAGGCUCUAGUAUAUAUAGGAUUGGUUAAACAAAGUUUCAGGCGUCUGCUGCGCUAUCAGUCUCAAUGUUUUUUGGAGACGAGGAUACAUUUGAUCCCCAGUCGGACCUAGUCGACCUGAAAGGGAAGGUAGCUGUCGUCACUGGUGGAAGUCGGGGCAACGGGUAUGCGACUGUCAAACACCUUGCCAGAGCAGGAGCGAAAGUCUAUCUUGGUUGUCGAAAUGAUAAACAAGCCAAGGAAGCUAUGGAAUAUCUGCGUUGGGAAGGACUGGGACCAGGAUUUGGUCAAGUCGUCUGGUUAGACCUCGAUUUGAGCAGUCCUAAACGUGCCAAGGCAGCCGCCGAAGAGGUCAUUCGGCGAGAGAGGAGGCUCGAUAUAUUAGUCAACAAUGCAGGAGUGUGUUCAGGGAAAUUUCGAGGAGGUGAUGGUGCGUUGUCAACCAUGGCAACAAUAAAUUACCUCAGCCCCUUUGCAUUCACCAGAACGUUACUUCCUUUGCUCGCCGCCACGGCCUUGAAUGAUUUCCAUUCGGACGUACGAAUCGUCAAUGUGGUGUCAGCUUCCCAUAAACUUAUACCCUUCCCUUCACUCAAGUUCAAGACUGUUGAUGACCUUAAUGCCAAAUCGCUUCCUUCGGAGUAUUUAAGAUUCAGCCAUUCAAAAUUGCUCUGUCUGUUAUGGACUGAGCAGCUCCAACGUCUCAUCGACACCGCACAUCCACUCGGGCCUUUGCCCAUCGUCGCUCUUUCCGUCGAUCCCGGAGUGACCGAGUGCUCUAAUGCGCAAGUGAAGCAACACAAUUCGAUGGUGACGAGCCUACGCGCAACAUUCAGCAAGCAUCUAACUACCUGGACGGGAGUUGCAUCACCCGUUGUGGCUGAGCAUGAGCGAGGAUACAGUACCGCGUUUGCUGCGGCUUCGGAGACUAUCUGGUCGGCGAGAGUGAAAUACAAGGGAGUGUAUUUGGAGCCUUGUCCGAACGGACAGUGUCCGAAGAUAUUAUCGAUUGGGAUGUUUGCACGGGAAGGGGUGAAGGAUAAGGAGAGGGAGAGAAUACUUGCAGAGGAUUUGUGGGGGUUAACUGAGAAGGUUCUGGCUGAAUGUGGGGUGGCUUGAUCUUUUUUUUUUUAAUUUCUAUUCUGGGCUCGCUUAUAUAUAUGAGCAACACUGUUUAUCAACCCUUUGUUAGUAGAUAUGAACUGGAACCGCCUUCCUCUCAAAAGUGGAGGUCGGUCAGAGCCGGC